Molecule: messenger RNA, 7185 nt
Organism: Microplitis mediator
Lineage: Eukaryota; Metazoa; Arthropoda; Insecta; Hymenoptera; Braconidae
Product: low-density lipoprotein receptor-like
Exons: 11
Coding region: 446-3127 (893 amino acids)
Molecular function (GO): calcium ion binding; protein binding
Source: RefSeq, a predicted model, not a curated record
ACUUCUGUCUCGCCCGGGAGAGAGAAACGUCGUCCUCGACGGUUGUCGUUCCUCUUGUUGGCUGUAAUUACUACUACGAUGGUAAUCGUGUAUUACAUUCAAUACAAACCGGGUACUCCAUGCUAUCGUUUGUAAUUUACGCAAAACGCCCUCACAAAUACCCGGUGCGUUUUAUAAUAUAGACAAUUAUUUAUAAUUUAAAUAACCUUUCACUUAAUAUAUUAAUUUUAUUAUUAUUAUUAUUAUUGCUAAUUAAAUAUCUAUACGCAGGUACACGCACUUGACAACGUCUUGUAUAUUUUAAAAAUUUAAAUGUUAAAUUAGACAGUUGCCGAUUAUUUAUCGUAAUAUUUAAAUAUAAAUAAAUAUCUACUGGUUAAAUAAAUAAAUAAAUAAUAAUAAAAUUUAAAAAGUGUAACGUGGGUGUGAAGUGCGAGGGCGGGUUAUGGAGCUUUAUCCAUAUCGCGUGUAUUUACUUUUAUCUUCAUUUAUUUUAUCAUCUUUUAUUGUCGGAACGUCAAGAGCAUCUGAUGGAAUCCCUACUGAUUCUCAAAAAGUUUGUCCCCUGAGACAAUUUCAAUGUAAAAAUGGUAAUUGCUUACCUAUGCCAUGGGUUUGCGAUGGUGCAGACGACUGUAAAGAUAACUCGGAUGAGAUUCCAAGCAUAUGCAAACCAAAAUCAUGCAACCAAACUGAAUUCAAGUGCAAGAGCGGCAAGUGUAUACCAGGAAAUUGGCAAUGUGACAACGAGCAUGAUUGCUAUGAUGGUUCGGAUGAGGAUCCUGCUGUAUGCCGAAGAAUACCCUGCAAUAGAGAUACUGAAUUUCAAUGUAGUCCAGGUGAAUGUAUCGCUAAAUCCUGGAUUUGUGAUCGUCAAAAUGAUUGUCAAAAUGGAGCUGAUGAAAUAAAUUGUCACAAUGACACAUGUCGCUCGGAUCAGUUCACAUGUGCCAACAAAAAGUGUAUUCAAAGCAAUUGGGUGUGCGAUAAAGACGAGGAUUGCGAUGACGGAAGUGACGAAAAAAAUUGUCCUCCUGUAACGUGCAAUCCCGACACCGAUUUUACCUGCGCUUUGGGAAACUGCAUCCCAUUACGCUGGAGAUGUGAUGGUGAUUAUGAUUGCUCGGACCAUUCAGACGAGGUGGGGUGUAAAAAAACAGACGGUCCUACCCAUUGUGCUGAGCACGAAUUUCGCUGUGAUGAUCUAACUUGCAUCCACCGUACUUGGGUGUGCGAUAAUGGAAAAGAUUGUCCGAAUGGUUCGGAUGAGUCUCCAGAGAGAUGUCAUAACGUAACAUGUCGUUCUGAUCAAUUUCAGUGUGGAGAUCGGACAUGUAUUUUAGGGCACUUAUCAUGCGAUGGAAAACCCGACUGUAAAGACGGCAGUGAUGAGAAAAAUUGUACGACAAAAGCAUCGCCCUGUGAUUCACAUACACAAUUUGAGUGUAGUGAAGGCUCUUGUAUACCAUUGGAUCGUGUCUGCGACAAGAAACCCGACUGUAUUGGUUGGGAAGAUGAGAGCCAAGAGCGAUGUGGUGUCAAUGAAUGUUUGAAAAAUAACGGGGAAUGCACACAAAUAUGUGUUGAUAUGCCAAUCGGUUACAGAUGCGCCUGUCGACCUGGUUACCGGCUCAUCGAUAAUCGUACGUGUGACGACAUAGACGAGUGUCUUGAGCCCGGAAGUUGCUCCCAAUAUUGUUUCAAUGAAAAGGGUACAUUUAAAUGCUCCUGUGCACGCGGAUAUCUUAGAGAUCCAAAGAACGUGACGCGUUGUAAAGCCGCUGAAGGUCAUGCUAGUCUUCUAUUCGCACGGCGACAUGACAUUAGAAAAGUUGCUCUUGACAGACAAGAAAUGACGGCCAUUGUUAACAACACAAAAAUGGCAACGGCAUUAGAUUUUGUCUUUCGUACGGGGAUGAUAUUUUGGAGUGAUGUUCAUGAGAAAAAAAUUUACAAAGCUCCUAUUGAUGAAGGCAAUGAAAGGACGGUGGUCAUUGACAAAGAUUCAACGACAACUGAUGGGCUUGCCGUUGAUUGGAUUUAUAAUCAUAUUUACUGGACGGAUGCUGGCAAGAAUACCAUUGAGCUAGCUAAUUUCGAAGGUAAUAUGCGUAAAACAUUGAUAAAGGAUCAAAUACAAGAGCCGAGAGCUAUUGCGUUAAAUCCACUAGAGGGAUGGAUGUUUUGGACAGAUUGGGGUGAUGAGGCACGCAUUGAAAGAGCUGGAAUGGAUGGAUCUCAUCGAUCGGUAAUUGUUGGCAGUGAAGUCACUUGGCCGAAUGGUUUAACGCUCGAUUUAGUUGGUAGAAAAGUGUACUGGGUUGACGCUAAAUUACAUAUUAUCGGGACUUGUAAUUACGAUGGCACCGGAAGGCGUACGGUUUUAUAUUCACAAGAUAAUUUGAGACAUCCAUUUAGUAUAACUACCUUUGAAGAUUAUGUUUACUGGUCCGAUUGGGACAAACAGUCUAUAUUUAAAGCCAAUAAAUUUACGGGAAAAGAAGUUAAAUCAGUAACGCCACUCAGAUCACUACAAAAUCCAAUGGUCGUUCAUGUUUAUCAUCCAUAUAGACAACCUGACGGUACUAAUCAGUGUCAAGCUGUUAAUGGACACUGUAGUCAUUUGUGUUUACCAGCACCAAAAAUAAAUUCGAGAUCGCCGGUGCUCAGUUGCGCUUGUCCUGACGGGUUAAGAUUAUUACCCGAUGGUCUAAUGUGUGUCGAGAACGUAACAACAACAAUGGAACCUACGACACAAGAAUUUACGCGACCGUUCAGGAAAUUAGAGCCUGUUGUUUCAACAACGGUUUCAGGAGCUACGGAUGUAGUUGAUACCAACGGAAACAGUAAUCUCGGCACCGAGCCAACAGAUCCUGGGCUGGUUGCUGGUAUAGUUAUUGGUGUUGUAACCUUAGGUCUUCUAUUACUUGCACUGGUGGCAGUAUUAUGCUACAGGCAUUAUCUACAUCGCAAUGUCACAAGUAUGAAUUUCGAUAAUCCAGUGUACAGAAAAACUACUGAAGAUCAAUUCAGUCUUGAAAAAAAUAGGUUCCCCUUACCUACGGCAACCGUUGGCGAGGAGGCACAAGAACCCUUAACUAGCCCCGGAACCAAUGACUACGUUUAAGAUUUUUAAGUAAAUAAUCUUAUCGUAAAGACUUAGCGGGCUGAUAAAUAAUAGCCGUUACAAAAUAAAUUGUUGGAAAAAUUAAAAAGUAAAUUUAAAAAAACGAAAAAAUGAAGAUAUAUAUUGAGAAGAUUAAAAUCGAGUUAAGGCAGUGUGUGCCUGACCGAAAUGUCCGCCUGCUGCCUGCCAAUUAAGCUGUGAUUAUGUUUAUUUUUUUGUACUAUUUUUAUUAUGUUUAAAAAACAAAAAAAUAAUAACAAAAAUACUGUAAUAAUUAUUGCAUUUUCAUCGUUCGAUCAAAUAGAUUUACGUUAUUGAUCACUCACUUAUAAAUAGAUAACUCAACAAUUUAACAAAAAUGCACACGAUUGUCACAAUUAAAUAAUUAGACGUAUAUCCUAAAAGUCGCCAAACUAAUUUUAUGAUCCACAUCAUAUAUAUAUAUAUAUAUAUAUAUAUACAUAAAUAUAUAUACACAGAAAAAAAAAUAUCUUGGCGCAAGAAAUAUUUUGCACUAUGAGUUAAAGACAAAACUUUUCUUAUGACUGGAAAAAAUUUCUUGGCACAAGAAUUUUUUACUCGCCCAAGAAAAUUUUUUUUUUUUUCUAAAAAUGCAAAAAUUUUCCUGGGGCGAGUAAAAAUUUUUUUCUGUGUAAAUAUUAAUGUAAUAAAAUUCAAGUAUUUUUAAGAUUUUACUCUCUAUAAAUCUCUUUGCUUACGUAAUUUAAAUUUAAAAAAAAAAUAAUUUAUUUAAAAAAGACAAUUAAUUAUAAAAUUUUGACUAUGUUGUAAAAUUUGAGUGAGAUUAAUUUUAAAUUUAUAAAAAAUUAUCUGUGUUAAAAAUUAGCUUUCAUUUAUUUGAAUUUAUUAUUUAUUAUAAUUAUUUAAAAUUUAUUAUUUUAUUUAUUUAUUUUGAGCCCUUAUUGAUCAAAUGAAAGCAACAAACUUAAUAAUAUUUUUUUAGCAUUAGAUUUAUGUUUUAUUCCCUCAUUAUUGUAAAACCCACAUUACAAUGAUAUUUAGCUUACUGUAAAUAUUUACCUUAAAAACAUAAAAUUUUUUAAUCUAACGCUAUUUUUAUUAUCCAUUAUUAUUGUUUAUUAUAUAACAGUGUAUAUAUAAUUAGAUUCAAUUUUAAAUAUAUAUAUAUAUUAUUAAUCAAUAUGUUAAUUCCAUAUAAAAAUAAUUAUAAUUAUUAAAAGUAUGACACGUUAGCAGAAAAAAAAUUUUUUUUUUUUAAUAAUUACAAUAAAAAUUAGGGGUGUGAAUGAUUUGCAUCUCGAACUAAAUAUAAAAAUUGGCGGUAAAAUAUAAAAAUUUAAAAACUAAAACAAUUUUUUAUUUUGAACUUGACAGUAAAAUUGAAAAUUGUAAAAAAAGAAAAAAAUUAUCACUGAUUUUAUAACAUUGAAUUCACAAAAGAUGUCAAUGUCUUCAUACACUCGAAAGCUGUUUUAAAUAUUUACAGAAUGAUAUAUAUUUAUAUAUAACUUUCUGUAUGUACGUGGGUGUGACAAUUGAAAAAAAAAUUAUCACUGAUUUUAUAACAUUGAAUUCACAAAAGAUGUCAAUGUCUUCAUACACUCGAAAGCUGUUUUAAAUAUUUACAGAAUGAUAUAUAUUUAUAUCCGGAGACACGGUAGUGUCUCGCGCCAAGUACGUAUAACUUUCUGUAUGUACGUGGGUGUGACAAUUGAAAACUCUUAUAGUGGAAAGUCAAUAGAAUUAUUUUAGUUUUUGAACUUUAAUAUUUUCACACCCUAUGAUUUUUAUCCGGCAUAAAUAAAAAACUUGCAGGAUUUAUUAUACACUAGUUCAGUUUAAUAAAAGUUAAGAGUACUAUUAAUUGGAAAUUUAAUAUUCUAAAUCCGAACCAAGUAUCCAAGUUUGAUUCAAUACCCAUGUAAAAAAAAAUUCGUUUCAAACAGAAUUCAAAAAAGUUCAACAUGUGGACUUCUACACUUUAGAGAUUGGAACUUCGAGUGGAACUUGAGAGUAAAAAAAGAAUAUUUUUAAAACACGAUCCUGAAGUUAGCCGACAGUUCACAAUUUUUGGAUUUUUUUUCAAUACAUUAAUUACAAAAAAAAAAUGCACAUAUAGAAAAUUUAAAAAACUAUAAGUGCAAUUUUUUUAAAUAAUUUUUCGUUUAAAAAAAAUUCAAUAAUUAUUAGACGUCGAGUAACUUCAAUAUCACUUAUACCCUUGUUUCAAAAAAAUUCAAAAACUUUAAUUUGGAACGUUCUUUUUUUACUCAAAAUUCGCUCAUAAAAAUCCUAGAUAAACUUUUUUUUUUACUGUCAAAAUUACAUAAAUUCAAAAAAAGUUCCGUUUUAAGUUCCAAUCUUUCUCAAGUGUAGAAGUCCACAUGUCGAACUUUUUUUGAAUUUUCUUUACGCGGGUAAAAAUACGACUAAUAAUAUUAAAUUCAAACAUAAUUCGCACGUCCCUAAUUUAUAAAUUUUUAAAAAGCUUUAGAAAAAUUUAUACUACUAGAUAAUAACCAUGUAAAUUUUUUUUAAAUCAUAAAAAUAUAUGACGUGUAGUUCAUAUCACAAAAUCAAUUUAUUUUGAGACAUAUUUAAUUUAAUCACAAUUACAAUUAAUCUGAAAAAAAGUAAUAGUUAAUAGAAUAAAUAAUUAAUUAAAUAAUGGAUUAAAUAUAAUGAUAAUAAUAAUAAUAUAAAUAAUAAUUAUAGUAAAUAAGAGCAGCUCAAUGACACUAAAAAAAUCUGACUGUAAGUCUAAAUAAUGAAUAUUUAGAUAUUUCGUGUUAUUGAAUGAAAAUAUAAGUCAUUGUACAAGUAAUAUGUAUAGAAAUAUAUUUAAUAUAAGGAUUAAUCGCUUAUAUACAUCAUAAAAAGAUAAAACUUAUACCUAAAUAUAAUAUUGAAUCAUAACAUCUACAUGUCUUCUUUAUAAUUAAACUCAUUCGCGCUUCAUUGUUUUACAUUUAAAAAAAAAUUAUAUAUUAAUUAUAAUGAACAUAAAUAUUUUUAAAUUAACGCACAUUUUAUUUGUUAAAAAAAAAAAUUGAAAUUUAAAAAUUGUUAGACAUUUUAAUUUUAAAAAUAAAAUACCCGUCCAAAUUAUUCCGAACUUUAUUUUUUAGUUUAAAAAAAAAAGUUUAUGGAUCAAUGAUCGAUUGUUUUAAAAUAAUUUAAGGGGGGAAAGGGUCUGAGAUGCAAAAAAAGAGGAUAUUUUUGUGAUUUUUUUUUCAGAGUAUCUUUAUUAAAAUUUUCAAAAAUUACGACAUUAUUAAGGAUUAUUCCAAGAAUAUUCUGCUAAAUUUUCAUAAAAAAAUAUUGAAAAAUAAGCCAGUGGUAGCGGGGAGAGACGAGUCACCUCAAAAAGUCUCCAUGCCGUAGGCACGAUAACUCAUGACUGCUUCAUCUGAAAUAAAAAAACCAAAAAGAUUUCUUUAGUACAUGUUUAGCUUGGAUUUAAACGAAAGAUUUUUUUUUGCAAUUACUACUUAUUUUUUAAUCAAACAAAAGGAGCAAUUUUUGGUAAAAAUCAGUCUUUUUAUUGCACCUUUACCAUAAAUUCAAAAAUGAAUAUUUUGUUUAUUCCUUCGUUCAAAUCCAAGAUAAACUUAUGUACCAAAGAAAUCUUUUUGGUUUUUUUAUUUCAGAUGAAGCAGUCAUGAAUUAUCCUGCCUACGGCAUGGAGACUUUUUUUUAAAGAGACUGUUUCUCCCCGUUGCCACUCGCUCGUUUCUCAAUAUUUUUUAAUGAAAAUUUAGCAGGAUAUUCUUGAAAUGAUGCUUGAGAAUGUCACAAAUUUUAAAAAUUUUAAUAAAGAAGGUUCUCUGAAAAAAAAUCCCAAAAAUAUCCUCUUUUUUUGUAUCUUAGAUCCCUUUCCCCCUUAAAUAAUUAUAAUUAUUGAAUGUAAUUAAUUUAUCAUGAAAUUUAUUACACUGAUAAAAAAAGUAAUUUUAAUAAUAUUGAUAUUAAUAAUAAUAAAUUAUGCUAUUUUUAUUGUAAACAAUGUAAAGUAAAAGGAACAAUGCAUGCUUGAUUCUUACCGAAAAAUAAAUACCAUAUUUGUGUCUGUAUUA